ACGAUUCUACAUGUCGGAUACGUUCUGCCAGCAGUACGCUUUAAAACACUGGAAUGACAACAGAAAGACGGAAGAAUACAGAAGAAAAGAAAAGAAAAACACUCCCUCGUCUGUUCGUUUUUUCUUCCUUCACUUCCUUACUCCCCCCGUCUCCCUCUCUCUCUCUCUCUCUCUCUCUCUCUCUCUCUCUCCUUCCCUGUCGUUCUCGCGCUCCCGUUUAGUUCGGAUAAAACAUGAAGGAAAAGAGGAGCAAAUUCCAGCGGGGACCAAAGUCAAGCGAAAGUUUCUCGUGAACCGGGAUCUCAUCAUUACCGAGCGGAUGGACGGACAGGAAGGAAAAGAUCAAUUCAAGUCCUCGCCGUGAUUAGAUGUAUAAACAAUCGCUAAAGUCAUAAACUGCGCUCGCUCGUGAAUGUGUGACAGUCGCGCCAGCCGGACUCGAGGCGCUGGGUCUGCUCCUGUCCGCUGAAGAGCAGAGACUUCAAACCCGAGAAGCAGAGGCGUCGCCACCCGUCGAUUCAGCAGUCAUGGCCGGGGCGAAACCGGGAGUACACGCGUUGCAGCUCAAACCGGUGUCUGUCCAUGAGGUGCUUAAACGGGGGAGCAAGUUUAUCAAAUGGGACGAGGAGGCCAACAGCAUACCCAGCCUUGUCACCCUUAAAGUGGACCCAGAUGGAUUCUUCCUCUACUGGUCUGGAGGGAACAGCAUGGAAGUGGAAAUCCUGGACAUCAGUCAAAUCAGGGACACCAGGACAGGGAGGUUUGCCAAGAUGCCAAAGGACCAACGUAUACGUGAUACGCUGGGUUUGGGCAAAGGAGAAAACAACUCCGACACAAAGCUGCUAACUGUCGUCUACGGCAAUGACCUGGUCAACAUCUCCUUCCUCAACUUCCAAGCUGUGCAGGAUGGCUAUUGCAAGGUGUGGACUGAUGAGCUGUUUAAACUUGCCACAAAUAUACUGUCCCAGAAUGCUUCCCGCAACAUCUUCUUAUUCAAAGCUUACACCAAGCUGAAGCUGCAGGUAAACCAGGAUGGGAAAAUCCCAGUGAAGAACAUCCUAAAAAUGUUCUCGGAUAAAAAACGUGUGGAGAUGGCGCUGGAGCACUGUGGUCUGGUCAAUAACAGGGCGGAGGGUAUAAAGCCGGAUGACUUCACCUGGGAAAUGUUCCAGAACUUUCUCAACAAACUAAGUCCCAGACCAGAGGUGGAGCGUAUCUUCGUAGAGCUUGGCUCCAAAGGGAAGCCCUUCCUGUCUCUGGAUCAGUUGAUGGACUUUAUAAAUCGAAAACAGAGAGAUUCUCGACUAAAUGAGGUUCUUUACCCACCACUCAAGCGAGAUCAGGUCCGCCAGCUUAUGGAGAGAUACGAGACCAACACCAGCCAGCUGGAGAGGGAUCAGAUCUCUCUGAUGGGCUUCACAAAGUAUCUUGGCGGGGAGGAGAACUCUGUGGUUCCUCCUGAGAGGUUGGACAUCAUCGAUGAUAUGAACCAACCCCUGUCCCACUAUUUCAUCAACUCCUCACACAACACAUACCUCACAGUGGGUCAGCUGACAGGCCUGUCAUCAGUGGAGAUGUACAGGCAGGUGUUGCUGACAGGAUGCCGCUGUAUAGAGCUGGACUGCUGGAAGGGCCGCCCACCUGAAGAAGAGCCAAUCAUCACACACGGUUUUACCAUGACAACUGAGAUUUCGUUUAAGGAAGUGAUCGAGGCCAUUGCUGAAAGUGCAUUCAAGACAUCUCCCUACCCUCUAAUUCUGUCUUUUGAAAAUCAUGUGGACUCGGCAAAGCAGCAGGCUAAAAUGGCAGAGUACUGUCGCUCUAUGUUCGGGGAUGCGCUGCUCAUUGAACCCCUAGAGAAAUAUCCGCUGGUUGCUGGUCAACAACUGCCAAGCCCCCAGGAACUCAUGGGGAAGAUCUUGAUCAAGAACAAGAAGAAACAUCAGCACAGGGCCUCUAAUGGUGGGAGCAUUAGACGGAAAGAUGGAACAGAUGAGCAGUCCUCACCUUUGAAUGAUUGUCCAUUGUCUGAUGGGGAGGUGGGUCAGCUCAUGUCCAAUGGGGGCGAGAAGCUUGCAGAGAGGAUGGCCAAAGAUCUUGAUAUCCGCAAGUCUAUUGAUCGGGGAGAUGGGGAGAGUGAAGAGGAGGAGGAAGAGGAACCCAUUCCAGAUCCAAAGAAACACAACAACACUGAUGAGGGUACUGCGUACAGUGAGGUGAAUGCUACAGAGGAGAUGUCUACGCUGGUCAACUACAUAGAACCUGUCAAAUUCAAAUCCUUUGAAGCGGCAGCCAAGAGGAAUAAAUAUUUUGAGAUGUCAUCUUUUGUGGAGACCAAAGGCAUGGACACAUUAAAGAACUCUCCCAGCGAGUUUGUUGAAUACAAUAAAAAGCAGCUGAGUCGGAUCUACCCCAAAGGGACUCGUGUGGACUCUAGUAACUAUAUGCCACAGCUCUUCUGGAACGUGGGAUGCCAAAUGGUGGCGCUUAACUUCCAAACUCUCGACUUGCCGAUGCAGCUGAACACGGGGGUGUUUGAAUAUAACGGCCGCUGUGGUUAUCUGCUGAAGCCGGAGUUCAUGAGACGCACGGACAAACACUUUGACCCCUUUACUAUGGACAUUGUGGAUGGCAUUGUAGCCAACACAGUUAAAGUCAAGAUCAUCUCAGGUCAGUUUCUGAAUGAUAAGAAGGUUGGUGUUUAUGUGGAGGUGGACAUGUUUGGACUCCCUGCAGACACUAAAAGGAAGUAUCGAACGAAAACAUCUAACAACAACUCUCUGGACCCAGUCUGGGAUGAUGAAACAUUUGUGUUCAACAAGGUGGUGCUGCCCACUCUUGCAUCUCUGCGAGUUGCAGUGUAUGAAGAAAAUGGAAAGUUUAUCGGCCAUCGCAUUUUGCCAGUAUCGGCACUGCGCCCAGGAUAUCACUACAUCUGUCUGAAGAAUGAGCUCAACCAACCACUUUUGCUGUCGUCCCUACUUGUGUACACUGAGGCACAAGACUACAUUCCCAACGAACACCAAGAGUAUGCAGAGGCUCUGACAAACCCAAUCAAACAUCUCUCUCUGCUGGCCCAGAGAGAAAGGCAGCUAUUAGCACUUAUGGAGGAUCCCACUGAGGGUGGACCUUUAAAACAAGAUGAAGGAGACAAGUUUGACUCUGGCUGCUUGACCUCUGUUGACCCUAUUUGCCCUGUGCCAUCUUCAACAGUUCCUCCUGUACUUACUGAGGUCAUGAACCCUCCUGCAUCAGGCCAAAAAGAAGAUUUAGUCAACAAUAUUCUUAAAGUAAUCGAACCAGAGUCUAUUGAUGAGCUCAAAAAGCACAACUCCUACCUGAAGCUGUUGAAGAAGCAAUGCAAAGAACUCAAGGAGCUGAAAAAGAAACAUCUAAAAAAGGUGUGGGCCCUCAAUAAGGAGCAAAGGACUCGCUGUAGUCAGCUGAACUCUGACCUCCAGAGGAAACGGAGUCAGAUGGAGAAGCGCCUCCGCUCCAGUCUGAAGAAAACUGGGUCAGAGGAGGGUCAGAGGGAACUGAAUGAGCUGGAUGUGGAGGUGCAGAAACAGAUGGACCACUUCAAAGAGAAGCAGAUGCAGGAGCUUCUUGUGCUUAGACAGGCACAGCAUCAGACAGAGAAAGAGGCUAAACAAUUCCACCUCAACGAGGCCAAUCAGAAAUUGAGGGAAAUCGCCCAAGAAUGCCAAGCAGCCCAGAUCAAGAAGCUCAAGGAAGUGUGUGACAAAGAAAAGAAAGAGUUGCAGAAGAUUCUGGACAGGAAAAGGCUGAACAGCAUCAUCGAGGCCAAAAAAUCAGAAAAGGACAAGGCCGAGGCCAGGGAGCUGAAUGAGAUCAAUAGGAAACAUAUCAAUGAAUCGGUUAACUUAAUCCGACAGCUGGAAGUGUCUCAAGGGAAGCGACAAGAGAAGUUAAAAGGCCUUCACAAGGACAUUCUUCAAAAAAUAGAGGAGGAGGUUCCGAUGGAUCAGGCCCGUCUGACACGCGACUGCGAAGCAGAGCUGAAGCGCUUGCCGGAAGAGAUCUAUCAGUAUCUGCAGGAGAUCGAGAGUAAAGGCUCUCGUAAAGACACUCUGGUGGGUCAGGCCAACGACAGCCCCAGCUCCGGCCCCCCCUCUAACUGCAGCACACCCCCUUAUUCCUCCCCCAAUCACAGCUGGAGCAACAUGUCCAAUAACUCGUCCUCAAUGCUGGACUCCUCCUCCACCUCAAACACUGCCGUCAACUCAGAGACGGAUUCUACAGGAGUGUACUAGUGAUACUACAGAUCUUUCUUUUGUUUUUCUUAUCACUCUCUCCAGUCCAUUUCUAUCCUCGGUGUGAAUUUUAAGAAUAGAUAUAGUAUUACUAAAAGCUGUAUGCAUUUUUGGAGGGUUUUGUUGUUGUUUAGCCUGCAUACACCUUGCCAUCAUGUCUGUCUGAAUCAACUCUGACAUUCUUUUUAACCAAAUUCCUGUUUUAAUCCGUAAACACGGCGGAUUUUAUCUAGCUUUAAUAACGUGGCCUCUCGUUCAUACUAGCACCUGUACACAAGAUACCUGUGGAAACCAGAGGGAUAGGGUUUUCUAUUUAUUUCAGUUCUAUAUUGGGCACUUUGCAGCACUAUGGGUAGUGCAGCGAGUUGUCCUAAAGGUGGCAGUGUAAAUUUGGCAGUAAUACCUUCUGACGCUGUGAUGCUAGCGCUAGACUCAUGCUUAGUCUUAAAGGUACCCGUUUACAUAAUAAUGCGCAGAUGGACUAUUUCUUACACAGCGCCAACAAAAUUAAUUUCACCCCAGCGACGAAACAUCCGGUCUUGUGAAUGUUGAUCAGGCCCUGAGCACACUUUGAAAAAUGUUUUUCACUAGGGCAACUUUAUUUAUUUACCUUAUUUGCUUCCAAAAAGUGUGCCCUUAUUAAAGUGAUAACUUUUAGGGCUACGUAAGGUGCCGAGUCGACCGUUUGAGGGUACCGCCCCAGUGACGAGCUAUCAAUCAGCACCUUUUUUUUUUUCCUAAAAGUACGUAGUGUUUGUUUGUGUCCGAUGACAGUAAAAUGAUUAAGUGCCUCGCAUUUACAUGUACUUUGCCUGAACUCUCUCACCCAGUUAAUGCGUUCUAAAAUCCCAUAAUCCCACUCGCUCUCUUUCCUAUACCUCCCCCGUAUCUGUCUCUCUACCGGUUGGCUUAAUCUAAUCUAAUCUAAUCUUAUCCAGAUUCUGUGUAAUUGGCAGCGAUCCCGCAUCUCACACCGUCUGAAAUCCAGUGAUGUCUAGGAAACUUCAAACUGCCAAACCCCCCUCUCGGAUCUUCUCACGUUCCGGGUGCCGUGUCAGGAACGCUGCAUACAAAUCCCUCGUCUGGCUUUAUCAGGGUCUAUUCAGAGUCAUGUUGCAUAAUAUGCAGCAAAAGCAGAGCAUAUGAGAUGAGUUUUUAAUGUGAGAUUGAAGCAAGACUUUUACAGCUUAGCUCUGAUCACCACAAUCCAGGGCUUUUUUAAUCCAUUAGAAUGUAUGAUGUUUGGAUUUUGCUUUCUCGUACUGUAAUCUGCUCUGCCCCCCACCCGCUAUUUCAUGUUUGCUUUUGUACAUUUGGGCAGUUUUUUUUUUAAUUCUAUGCGCAUGUGCGUCUUUCCUCCACCUUUUUUCAUUCUCUUUGUGUCUCUCAGGGCUUCGCAGCUUAAUAUUAAGACAGUUGGAGUUGAGCGGGCAUCAUUCACACUGGUGUGCUUGGUGCUUAACGAUCUCAAUUGAAGCACUUUGAGAAAGACAAUGAUAACAGCACUUAUGAUUAUCAAACAAUUACAUUUGCUGAGCGAGUAACAUAAUAUGCAUCAUGGACAUGACGGUUCUUCUGCAUGCUUGGACGAUAAUAUUUCCCAGUGUAAUUUACAAAGUGUGUGCGCGCGCGUGUGUGUGUGUGUGUCCGUAUGUGUGAGGUAAGCUCUGGCUGUGAGAAUGAACACUGCACAGUAGAGUUUAGAAGGCCAGAAGCCAAAAAGGGCUGAAACGAGAUGAGAUGGACAACACCAUUGUUUGCUAUGAGAAGCGAGCAUGAGUGUAUGUGACUCAGCCCAUAUAAUGUGUUCAUAUGUUAAGUCGAUAGCUUUAUUUACCCGUAUGAACAGGGAUAAAUGGUACUUGCAUGUAAAUGUUUCCUCUCUGUGUCUCUCGUUAUCUUUGGAGAGGGACAUAAGUGUUGUAUAUACUACCAGGAAAUAUUAAUGUGUGUAUUUCAGUCCAAACCACGAGAGAGUUUAUAUCCAUUUACAUAUAAUUAAUUCAAUUUUAAAUAUAAAUGCGUAAAUGAAUUUUACUACUGACUAGAGGAGAGGUUGAGUGUGACUUCUGUCUUUUUUCUUGCCUCUUAGGCUAAUCUAGUGUCCUAACGAUACGCACACUAUACAGGUAACCUAAGCACCAUUCAGCUGUCUUCUAAUGUGCGGUAUUUGAUUUCUAACUUAAAAUGAGGUGCAGGUGUUUUAUAUUGAGACACAAAAACUUUAUGGCCUAUCUUUUUUUUUUUUUUUUUUGAUACUGAUGAUUGUCUUGUUCUUUACAGUGGCAUGAUUCUAUAUUGUUCCUUAUGUUAUGUCACUUCAUGGUUCUGUUUUGUGUAUAGACAGUAGUUAUGGUUGAAUGGCGCUUUUUUUAUCAUUUAAAAACCCAACAAUUCCUUUUUUGAAAUGAUGUAAUUUAGAAAUCCACUUUUUAGUGUCUUAAGAUGGGACAAAAUUCAUGUGGUUGCUCCGAUUUCUUUUGAUUUUAGCACCUUUUAUAUUGUUUUAUUAAUGCUUGCAAAGCAUAUCAUGUAAAUUGAAUUUGUUGUUGGUACAGGUGUUUUUUUUUUUUUUUUUUUGCUUUUUUUUCUUUCAAAGCAGACAUUAGCAUGCUAAUUUCAGUCUAUUAUCAGACAUCCUCAGGGGACAAGCCAGGCUGGUCCAUCACACAUGUGGGCCAAACUGAGUGAUGCUGGUGUGUGUACUGAAAUCAGUGAGGACUGCAGUCAGACUUUAAGGGACAAAACAUGCUUACCCAAGGGCUAACUUCUGCUUGGCCUCAGUUACAGCUUUAACCAAGUACAUAUCUUUAUAGUUCAUAGUUUGUUUCUCUUUCUCUGCAUGUGUCUCUUUAUUACCUUCCUACUGAAACACUCUUUUGUUAACACUGUAUGUAGAUAAUGUACUGUUCUGCCUUGUUUAAAGGGAAAAUUAUUACUCUGGAUGUAAUUUUUAUUGCCUCGAUAAAUAAUAUAACUGUACAUUCAAUAAAUACAGAACAUUGUCAAAAA
Molecule: messenger RNA, 7286 nt
Organism: Puntigrus tetrazona (Sumatra barb)
Lineage: Eukaryota; Metazoa; Chordata; Actinopteri; Cypriniformes; Cyprinidae
Gene: plcb3
Product: phospholipase C, beta 3 (phosphatidylinositol-specific)
Exons: 34
Coding region: 528-4274 (1248 amino acids)
Biological process (GO): lipid catabolic process; phosphatidylinositol-mediated signaling
Molecular function (GO): phosphatidylinositol-4,5-bisphosphate phospholipase C activity; calcium ion binding; calmodulin binding
Source: RefSeq, a predicted model, not a curated record